This is a messenger RNA of Tricharina praecox, 1478 nucleotides long. RefSeq lists its product as uncharacterized. The transcript has 2 exons. Lineage: Eukaryota; Fungi; Ascomycota; Pezizomycetes; Pezizales; Pyronemataceae. The coding region runs from base 51 to 1121 and encodes 356 amino acids. The record is from RefSeq and is a predicted model, not a curated record.
CCCUCACUCUGCCCCACCAUCUCCGUGCACUACAACACCACCCACCAUCAAUGCGCUACUUGUACCUUCCCCUCGCCUUGCUGGGCGGCUACAUGUUCCUCUUCUCGAGCCUAUGCGCCGAGCAAGGCGUGCGUCUCGAUGCUCUGCACAAAGCGGGCUUCUUCCCCGAAGGCGCGCCAGUGCGCUACACAUACCUGCACAUCCCGGUGGUAGACGCAGUGCUGCAAUACCUCGUCUCGUUUUUCUACGAGUUCGUCGACGGCAGCAACCCCGACUCCCGCGUCUUCGCUAUCUACUUCCUCCUCGUCAUUGCGCCGGUAUUUGGCAUAUGGGCGGUCGAGACUAGUCGCGGCAGCGGAAGGCUCCUCCUGCCCUGGACCCUGGCAAUGCAACUAACGGGCUGCUGCACCGCCGCACCACUAUUUUACUUCCUGCACUCAUCCCGCACAUCCCCCAGCUCCCCUUCCUCCCCUUCCUCCCCUUCCUCCCCCUCCCUCCCCCCCUCCCGCGCCCGCGCGCUCGCCCCAGCCCUGUUCCUAUCCUACGUCCUCCCCACACUACUGAUGUUCCUCCCCCUUUCCCCUCCCCAUCUCCAAGCCGCCAUCGCGGUCUGGCAAGCCUUCCCCCUCUGGUUUACACUUUCGCACAGUGCCCUAACCAACCUAACCCACCUAACCCACCUGGCCCACUUCUACUCCCGCGCGGGCACCGAGGACCCCCGCCGCGAGCGCGCGUAUGUUGACAGGGUGUACACGCUCGUCUCCCUCGUCUCCGCGGGCGCGCAUUUGUACCUGCUGCGGUACGUACUCGCGGAUCCGAACCCGUGGGAAAGGGUCAAGGCGGUUUUUUGGCCGCGGUGGGAAGUGGAGACUGUGGCACAGGCGUCCGCGAUUAUGUUGGGCGGGGAUUGGUGGAUUAGUCUUCUGGCCACGGUGGCGUGGGGGGUGGGGGGGGUGUGGGGUCAGAUGGAGGGGGGGAAGGGGUGGGGGCGGAAGUUGGCGGUGAUGGGUGCGGUGGUGGCAGCGGCCGUAAUGAUUAGUCCGGGCGUGGUUGUGGCGGAGUGCUGGAGGUGGAGGGAGGGACGGUUGAGGGAGAGGGCGGCGGGGAAGAAGAGGGUGUAGGUGUGUAGGUAUGUAGGUAGGUUGGGUUGCAUGACUGGUGGGAAUGAAUGGGAGUUCGAAUGUAAGCGAAGCGUGGGGUAGGGAGUGUUGACGACGGGUGCUUAUUUUGGCUUGUCGGAGUUGGGCAGUAUCUAGAUUCCAAGCAUGUGCCUGAGGAGAGGGGCGGCCACAUGUGGUAUCACUCGUAUAUCCGCGGGAUCUACACAAGCCAGCACUCGAAUAUCGACAACCACCCACAGGCUACUAUCGAUUAUUUACGUCUACUUGCCUAUUCCGACCACUGGUUCUUUGCAAUACUCCCUUUCUUUUCGUCGUCGCUGUAAAGAGCCUUUGUAGCUUCUCAGCAUUGUCCUUGGC